UCUCCUCUACUGUUUCCCUCUCUGCAUUCUGCACCGGGCUGUCUUUCAUUCCUUGGCUUCUUUGUUUGCCCAUCGAUUUCUCAAAACUGUUACUUACUCAAUGGCGGGUCGAGGAAAAACCUUAGGAUCUGGCGCUGCCAAGAAGGCUACAUCCCGAAGCAGUAAAGCGGGUCUGCAAUUCCCUGUUGGUCGUAUUGCUCGGUUCUUGAAGGCCGGGAAGUAUGCGGAGCGUGUCGGUGCCGGAGCCCCCGUUUACCUGGCUGCUGUUCUCGAAUAUCUCGCCGCUGAGGUUCUUGAGUUGGCUGGAAACGCUGCAAGAGAUAACAAGAAAACUCGUAUCGUGCCACGACACAUUCAAUUGGCGGUUAGGAACGAUGAAGAGCUUAGCAAGCUCUUGGGGGAUGUGACGAUCGCCAAUGGAGGUGUUAUGCCCAACAUCCACAACUUACUACUUCCUAAAAAGACCGGUACGUCCUCAAAGGGCGCUGGUGGCGACGACGAUUCUUAAAUUGGAGCGAGGCCAUAUGCAUUUUUGUUUUUUCACAUCGACUGUCCAAUUAGUCUUUUCCCCCUUUCAAAACUUGUAGUUUGAAACAGAGCUUGAUCUUUGUUUUUCUUCUCCGGAUUAUAUGUAGUUGCAGCUAAAUUUCAGUUAGUGAUGUGAAUAUAGUGUUCCUUAGCUUAUCUGAUAAUUAGUGAAUGUUUUUCCUCUGACGACCUCUGACUUGAAUGUCUAAUUCGUACUGCCAUUUGAAAUAUCCGAACCGGAAAUUGUUGAAA
Neltuma alba is the source of this 780-nucleotide messenger RNA. Its product is annotated as histone H2A.6. The transcript is spliced from 2 exons. The coding region runs from base 101 to 508 and encodes 135 amino acids. NCBI's taxonomy places the organism in Eukaryota, Viridiplantae, Streptophyta, Magnoliopsida, Fabales, Fabaceae. The record is from RefSeq and is a predicted model, not a curated record. Gene Ontology annotation, cellular component: nucleosome. Gene Ontology annotation, molecular function: structural constituent of chromatin; protein heterodimerization activity; DNA binding.